AUGUCCACCCGGAAGGUGCGAGUGAAAAAGCUCAGCGUCAAGACGCUCCUCCCUAUCCUCAGGGAAGACGACAUCGACCCCAGCGAAUAUGAGUCUUUGACCACCGAAACCCAGAUCGCUACUGGCGUCGAAGCCGCCGAGGAAACCGAAUACCACUUGCAGUCCAUCCUCAAGGAGGCCGGCACAAGCAAUGACCAGGAAAUUCCUGUUCCGCCUCCCCAGGAGAGCGACAUCAACUAUGACCAGCUCUACCCAGGGCACCACCAGCUCCCCAACUCCUACAUCCGCUUCUCGCAGACUGUGGAGGAGAGCAUUGGUGUGGCGUAUGACAUGACUACAGAGGACGACGAGUACCUGAAGAAGUACAACAGUAAUAGAAAGGGUGCGGGCCAGCUCUCCGAAGAUGACUUUGAAAAGAUCAUGGACGUCUUCGAGGAGAUGGCCUCCGAGCACGCACCCUUUGCCUCCAUAGACAACACCGUCGUUGGCUACGACAUGAUGGUGCAACCUCUGCAGCAGCUCGGAUCGACCAAGUUCAUGAACCACGCGAAGCAGGUCUAUGAAUAUUGGAAGACCCGUCGGCAGGAAUCUGCCAACAAACCGCUGCACCCGACCCUGAAGUUUGAGACUCACCAAGACAGCGAUGAUACGGACCCCUACGUCUGCUUCAGGCGACGUGAGGCCCGUCAGACGCGCAAGACGAGGCAACGAGAUGUCCAGAGCGCCGAGAAGCUCAAGAGGUUACGCAAGGAGCUAGAGGAUGGUCGUCAGCUUGUGAUCCUCUCCUACGAGAGAGAGGUACAGAAGCGCGAGUUCUUGAACCUAGAGCGCAUGAUCUUUGAGCAGCGUGCUAAGCUCAAGGAGAUGAAGCUUAAACUGGGUAUCAAGGGCGAAGAUGACGACCUCUUCAACAACAAGCCGCAGAAGAGGAAGGCAGCAGAUGCGCCGACACUGCAGCGCCCUCCUGGAAGUGCCAUGCGCAUGGCUGUCCGACCAGAUGGUCGGACUAUGGAGGCCGAUCUCGUCCAGCUUGCAGACAAGCUGUUGGAGAAGGAGAACGAGCUUCGUGCAGACGUGGAACAGAAGGUUCAGACACACCGCAAGUGGAACCAAAACCACAUCGAUCUCACACGCGGCCCCUUGUCCCCUGUCAGGGAUGAGGGCAUGGAAGUGAGCUUCCGACCCGCCAAGACGCAGUAUCUCAUGACGCCUCCCGCGUCCACAUCGGAAGACUCCGAUGCCAUGGACGUGGACGAUGAGCCUGCACCGGCGGCAGAUAAACGUGACAUGGCCAUGUUCCGCUUCACGGCAGGCGGCGGCGGCGGUGGCGGCAAGGAAAAGCCACCAACACAGCAGCCGGCGUUCCGUCGGCGCAUUGGCCGCCUGAACCGCCUGUGGAUCGACCGUCGUGGAUUGGCGUCACCGCCGAGAGAAGAUGAUGAUGCCUCGGACCGGUGGAAAUAUGACCAGGAUGACGACGAGGACCCUCCUGUGUACGAGGUUGAUCCGUUCGAUACUCGUGCGUUAAAGUUCCGAGCAACAAUUCCUCUCUCGCCGUUCAUCUUCCCACGUCGACCGGUGGGGCCGGCAGAAGGAGGUGCGAAUGGGUCGCAGGGUGCGGGAGCGAAUGGGAACAGACCAGCGCUUCCACAACCACCACCGCAGCCCAACGCGCCAUCGCAACAGGCUCCGCAGGCUUCGGCCACCCCGCAACAAGCUCGAGCGACGUCUUGA
Verticillium nonalfalfae is the source of this 1734-nucleotide messenger RNA. RefSeq names its product Enhancer of polycomb-like protein 1 (gene EPL1). The transcript is spliced from 3 exons. NCBI's taxonomy places the organism in Eukaryota, Fungi, Ascomycota, Sordariomycetes, Glomerellales, Plectosphaerellaceae. The record is from RefSeq and is a predicted model, not a curated record. The coding region runs from base 1 to 1734 and encodes 577 amino acids. Gene Ontology annotation, cellular component: piccolo histone acetyltransferase complex. Gene Ontology annotation, biological process: regulation of transcription by RNA polymerase II.